This is a messenger RNA of Daucus carota subsp. sativus, 1591 nucleotides long. RefSeq names its product flavin-containing monooxygenase FMO GS-OX5. Gene Ontology annotation, molecular function: flavin adenine dinucleotide binding; N,N-dimethylaniline monooxygenase activity; NADP binding. The record is from RefSeq and is a predicted model, not a curated record. The coding region runs from base 167 to 1444 and encodes 425 amino acids. Lineage: Eukaryota; Viridiplantae; Streptophyta; Magnoliopsida; Apiales; Apiaceae. The transcript is spliced from 7 exons.
AAGCAAGACCAAUUAAGCUUGGCUACUUUUAUAGUUUUGUUGAAGGAGAACUGAUAAAGUAAAGUACCAAGUCUAUUCUAUAUUGGCGGGCCAAUAGUUUCUAAGUGUUGCCUUGUUCAACUCCUCUUGGCCACUUUCUAACAACAGCACGCUACCAACUUCGAACAUGCCUUCUUUAAACGUGGCGGUGAUCGGGGCCGGGGUGGCCGGCCUGCUCGCAGGACGCGAGCUCCAGCGAGCAGGCCACAGAGUCACAAUCUUCGAAAAACAGAACCAACUUGGAGGAACAUGGGUUUAUGAUCCACGAAUAGAAUCAGACCCUGUAGGCCUUGACCCCAGCAGAGAGAUCAUUCACUGCAGUCUUUACUCUUCACUAAGAACAAAUUUUCCAAGACAUCUGAUGGGUUUCUCUGAUUUUCCAUUCACGAAAAUAUACGAUGACUCUAGAACCUUUCCCUCACACGAGGAGGUACUCAAGUUCCUCAACGAUUUUGCUCUGCAUUUUGGGGUGGAUAAGUUAAUUCGGUUGAGUGCGGAAAUUGUUGGAGUUGAGCUAAGGAAUGAUGAGUGGAUUUUGGAGUCAAGAACGGGGGGAUUGAUAAGGGAGGAAGUUUUUGACGCUGUUGUGGUUUGCAAUGGUCAAUAUACUGAGCCCAGGGUGGCCAAUUUUCCAGGGAUUGAGAAGUGGCCAGGAAAGCAAAUCCAUAGCCACAACUACCGUGUUCCGGAUCCAUUUCGUGAUCAGAUUGUAGUUGUGAUCGGAGCUGGGCCAAGUGCUAUGGAUAUAUCAGGAGAAAUUGCGGCAGUUGCCAAAGAAGUCCAUAUUUCAACAAGACCGUCUUCUCUCUUAUCAAAAUCGGUCAUUUUUGAAAAAUUCAAGCAGCAUUCUGAGAUAGACUAUGUCGAUGAAAGUGGUACAGUGGCUUUUGAGGAUGGGUCUUCUGUUCAGGCAGAUAUAAUAUUUCAUUGCACUGGGUACAAGUACAAUUUUCCAUUUCUUAAAACAAACAACAUUGUCACUGUGGAGGAUAACCGAGUUGGACCAUUGUACAAACAUGUGUUCCCUCCUGAGAUUGCCCCUAGGCUAUCCUUCAUUGGAAUUCCUAAUGCUAUAACUGUAUUUCCAAUGAUGGAACUACAAGCCAAGUGGAUAUCGCUUGUUUUAUCAGGCCAGGUGCUUCUGCCAUCCAAAGAGUCAAUGUUGGCAGAUACUGAAGCUUAUUACAAAUCAAUGGAGCAAUUUGGCAGCCCAAUUCGUUUCACCCAUUUUCUUUUCCCGACUAAGUUUGAGUACCUAGACUGGUUAGCUGAUCAAGCCGGAGCACCACGGAUUGAUGAACUGACAAGAAGAAUAUUUGCACAAGUUUUUACAAACAUUUUCAGCUCUGAAGCUGAUAAGUUCAGAGAAUGGGAUGUCGAUAGCUGGAUUGAUACAGUCAUGUAAUUUUAUGUCAAAAAGUCGGUAUUUUUAAUAUUGUUACUUGUAUGUAAAAAAAAAUCAUAUUUGUGACUUCAUAUGUCAAUCACUUAUGACACAGAACUGCAUAAAAUGUCUUCAUUCAUAAUUAAAUGCUGAUUGUAUAUUGUAUUA